Musa acuminata subsp. malaccensis (wild Malaysian banana) is the source of this 2106-nucleotide messenger RNA. Its product is annotated as protein WRKY1. Gene Ontology annotation, molecular function: sequence-specific DNA binding; DNA-binding transcription factor activity. Lineage: Eukaryota; Viridiplantae; Streptophyta; Magnoliopsida; Zingiberales; Musaceae. The record is from RefSeq and is a predicted model, not a curated record. Gene Ontology annotation, biological process: regulation of DNA-templated transcription.
UCAAGGAAAUCUCUCUCUCUCUCUCUGUCUCUCUCUGGUAUUGGCUGUGACGCCCUGCAACCUCCGCAGUCGGUUUCUAGGGUUUCCGUCUUCCCUUCCCAUCUUUUGAGGGGUUUUCUUUUCAUUUUAUUUUUCGUCUCUUCCGGUCGCCUUUGGUGUCGAGAUAUCAUUUAUUUCUUGUAGGUUUCCGGGAAACGAAAGAUUUCUUCUAGCGUUUGAUGCUAUCGGUACAAACGGGAGAAAAAAAUGGCAGCUAUAGCGGAUCGGUAUCGUCAGAAUUGGAUCUUGGAUUACCUCAGCUUACCGGUUUCAUGGUGUUCUCUUGUGUUUGAUAUUUAGAUGCUUUCUUUUUUAGCUUGGUUUCAAGUCCUCGGAUGCCCUUUGCUUUGCCUUUUGACCUUUCUUGAGGACUAUUCGUCUUCCCCCUUUUUCUUCUGAUUGAGUUGCACUACAGUAGAUCAAAUCAGUUGCUUUUCGCAUUUGAACACUGUGAGAGAGAGCGAAAUCUGGUGAAAUGCGUAGUUCGGUUGCUUCGUGAUUCAUCUCUGGUUAUCUAGGUGGCGACACAUGGGAAAUUUCUGCUGCUGAGGGAGUGUGUGUUGGGUGAGCGGAAGAGAUCUGUAGGGGGUCACUCUUAGGGGUUUCUGAGAUGGAGGGUGUGGAAGAAGCUAAUAGCGCAGCUGUGGUGAGCUGCCACAGAGUGCUGAACCUGCUAUCCGAGACUGAGGACCAAACCCUAGCUUUCAAAGUUCUAAAGGCAGAGACCGGAAACGCUAUUUCUAUGUUUAACAAGGUUGUUUCCAUGCUUAGUAAUGGUGUGGGUCAUGCGAGGCUAAGGAGGCUCACGAACCCCCAACAACUCCACUUUAACCAUACCAUCUUCUUAGAUAGUCCGGCGGUAUCCAGAGCCGAACCUUUUCCACUGUUGGUCCAAUUCCUUCCAAGAAACCUACUAGAAAAGCCAGUUAACGAGUUGGGUUCCACUGCCAAGAUCCCUCCACAAAUCCCCCCAAGAAUGUUGCUUGAGAAUCCAGCAGCUGCAACGGAUGCAGCUUCCAGGGGCACUGUUCAAGCUGCCUACAGUCCUAACCCCACCCACCUUCACUUCCUCCAACAGCAGCACAACAGUCAGGUGUUUCAGAUUCAGCAGCAUAUGAAGUUCCAGAAUGAGAUGUAUGGAAGCAGCAAUAGCGGCAAGAACCUCAUGUUUGACAACUCAAGCUGCACAGCAACUGCAUCGUCUUCUCGUUCUUUCUUGUCAUCCCUGAGCAUUGAUGGUAGCAUGGGGAGCAUGGAUGGGAAGGCCUUCAACCUGUUUGGUGGACCACAGUUGUCCGACUCGAUGAACUGGCACCUAAAUGAUAGGAGGAGGUGUUCUAGAGGAGGAAAUGAUGGAAGUGGCAAAUGUGCCAAAACAAGCAGGUGCCACUGCUCAAAGAAGAGGAAAUUGAGAGUGAAGAGAACCAUUAAGGUUCCUGCUAUAAGUAACAAGCUUGGAGAUAUUCCUGCAGAUGACUACUCAUGGAGAAAGUAUGGGCAGAAGCCAAUCAAGGGUUCUCCCUAUCCUAGAGGAUACUACAAAUGCAGCAGCAUGAAGGGCUGCCCUGCAAAAAAGCAUGUCGAGAGGUGUGUUGAAGAUCCAACAAUGUUGAUUGUUACUUAUGAAGGAGAACACAACCAUGCCAAGCUAUUGACCCAGUCUGCCCACAUAUUGAUGUCGGUCAAGGAGCCAUUAGCUACGAGUUGAUUUUUUUUUCUUCAUUCAGUUUCCAUUGCAAGUAGCUUGUCCUGUAUAUAUUCCUUGUGUUCAAGAAAAACAUGUUGGGGUAUAGUCGCUGCAUGGGUUCAGGUCAAUGGGAAUAUAUGAAAGAUGGAAGAUGCACCCAUAGAGCCUCAAAAGAAUGCUACUAUUAGUUGAAUAUCAUGACCAUCACCAUGGAGGAAUUUUGUGAUCUUUAUUUGUUUGAAAUAGGAUUGGUUGGAGCUUCUAAUAGUGAUCUCCUGUUAAACCUAGCAGAAUGGCUUUCUGAUAGUACAAAGCCAUGGUUUGAAAGAAUUUUAAAUUGUGUCCAUCCUGAUUGGUAUAAUAGAAUCCAUUUUGCAAAA